Molecule: messenger RNA, 2116 nt
Organism: Contarinia nasturtii (swede midge)
Lineage: Eukaryota; Metazoa; Arthropoda; Insecta; Diptera; Cecidomyiidae
Product: neuroglian-like
Exons: 5
Coding region: 144-1973 (609 amino acids)
Molecular function (GO): protein binding
Source: RefSeq, a predicted model, not a curated record
AUCAGUUUCAUUAUAACAUUCACCGCAUUUACUCAACAGUGUUCAAUACUUUUCGUUCUUUGGUGAAAAUUUCAUUGGCAAAAGUGGUGAUUUACGGUGAUUUUCCCAUUGGAUUUUAAGUGAAUUGUGAACUUGAUUUCAAAAUGUCUUUCAUCAAAUUACAAACUCUGUUUUUGGCAGUGCUCGUCUUUCAGCAAGUUAAAGUUUAUGCCGUUGAUUCAACUGAAAACAGUGAUUCAUACAUAAAUGUAAAUGAUGACAUAAGAUAUGAGGAACGUGAUGACACGUUCGAUGUGCUAAAUGAAUUAGUCUACGAUUCAUAUGACACUCUGGCAGACUCACCAACAGCUGCACCGCCAGCCGCAACAACACAACCGCCAAUUGUAACAACAACUGAAGCACCCAAAGACGUGCCGACAAUACAGAGUGCCAACUGCAAGCCCGAAGAAAAUAGAAUGUCAAUUAUGUGGACACCAUAUGGCCAAAAUAUUAAGAAUUUCGUCAUUGAGCGUAGCACUUCAUUUGAACCAGAUGUGUGGAGUGUUCUCACAGAAAGAACAGAACAUUUCGUUGAUGCUGAGUUAAGUCCAGGUGCCAAACAGUCGUUCCGUGUCAUUGAAAUAUAUGAAGAUGGUUCAUCAAGCCAUCCAAGUAAACCGACCGAAAUCUGUACUGCAAAAGCAGGUAUACCAAAAACGAAUCCAACCGAUGUAAAGAUUCAGAGUGGAGAUACAGAAUCUUUAAUCGUUUCAUGGAAACCAAUGCCACAGUUGGAACACUAUGGUCCCGGAUUUUUUUAUACAGUAUCCUGGCAAAAAGACAGUGGUGAAGUAUAUCAAAAAGUAAUUACCGAUUGGAAACAAAACGUCUAUGUCAUAGAAAAUUUGACUUAUGAAGAAUGGAAUGUAAAAGUUACUGCCGGAAAUAAGUUGGGUGUAUCGACAGGAAACUAUGAAACUCUUAGUGGACUUCCGGGUGAAGGUCGUCCAAGAGCGCCGAGUCAAUUUAUAGUAACAGGUUUGGAAGAUCUUGACAAUAAAGAUGAGGCAUUAGUUACUUUUAAAUGGAAUGAACUUCCGCUUAAACAUUUCAAUGGAGAACCUAAAGGGUAUAUAAUUAAAUAUUGGACUGAUGAUGUAUUGUCAGCUAAGUUUGAAUCUGUUGAAUAUGGCAUAACUGAAAAGCAAAUUUCAUUGUCAUUUGCUACCCACUACAAAGCAACGAUUCAAGCAAAAAAUACAAAAUAUCAUGGAACAGCGAGCAGAAUUAUUUCAUUUGAAACUCCCGAAGGACGACCAGAGAAAGUCGAAUCAUUUAAAGCUACUUCAAUUGGAUCAUCGGCAAUGCGUUGCCGAUGGACAAAACCAAGAAUUACAAAUGGCAAAUUAAUUGGAUAUGCAAUUAAUUAUUAUGAAGUUAAUGCUGCUGAACCACAAUCGAUGACGAUUGAAGAUGAUUGUGCGACAGAAGCAAAUUUGAUUGAUUUGAAACCAAACACAGCAUAUAAAUUCCAUAUUUCUGCGAGAACUUUGGCUGGUGAAGGAAAAGACUAUGUGAUUAAGCAAAGCACGAACAAACCAAAGAAACCGGAUACACCAACGUUUUCAUAUGAGUUUCUUGACAAAACUGACACGAAAAAUGGUAACGUUCGUAUCACAUGGAUACCGAAAAAUUGCUGUGUACAUGGAAGUAAAUUCUAUGUAAAGUACCAUGUCAAAAACAAUGCUAUAUGGAAAGCAACCAGCCACUCUUAUGAGCAAUCCAUUGAAAUUGAUCUUGGAGCCUCAGCCGAAUCGUAUGAAGUUAGUAUUGUGGAAGUUGAUGAUGAGUAUGAAACUGAAAGUGAUGCUGUGACAAUUUCAAGGUCUAAUCCAAAUGCGGCAACUGGAUCAGUAGUUGAUCCACCAAAACCUAAUAGUCCAUUAUACAUAGUUACCUUAUACUUAGUUGCGAUGUGGUGGUGCUCGUCAUAAUUGCUGUCCCGAAGAAGUAGUUUAAUCAAUAUUCAUUGUUUAUUUGUUCAUUGAUAUGACGUUUUUUUAUCAGCUUCAUAACUUUUAUAUUAAUUUUGAUUCGUAAUAAAUAAUGGGCAAAGAAUAUUUCCAAAACAAGCGAA